Protopterus annectens (West African lungfish) is the source of this 8662-nucleotide messenger RNA. Its product is annotated as aryl hydrocarbon receptor-like. The transcript has 11 exons. Gene Ontology annotation, cellular component: nucleus; aryl hydrocarbon receptor complex. Gene Ontology annotation, molecular function: nuclear receptor activity; protein dimerization activity; transcription cis-regulatory region binding. Gene Ontology annotation, biological process: regulation of transcription by RNA polymerase II. Lineage: Eukaryota; Metazoa; Chordata; Ceratodontiformes; Protopteridae. Bases 548 to 3019 code for a protein of 823 amino acids. The record is from RefSeq and is a predicted model, not a curated record.
ACGGUUGGCUGCUUGACGAUGCUGAAUUAUAGUGGAUGAAACCCUCCCACCCAACAACGACACAAAUCAAAUACUUGCAGGUAGUUUAUAUAUAAUAGUAGGUGAGCUUAAAAGUGUCUAUUAACGUAGCGUAUUCAAGAAGAGUGGCUACAAGUAAAAAGAAGAAGUGGGUAAUGGAACGCUGUGCGUGAGGUGCUGUUUACUUGUUGCGCUUAGUAGUAUAUAAAGCAGCACUCUGGGAUACUGUCUCGUGGAUGUCAUUGCAGUCUUGUGCAGAUGUGGGGUUGACAACAGUGUCCGGGUUUCCUUUCUCCGCUCCGCCCUACGGCAGACAGCAUUCAUCAACUAGGGGCGUCUCUUUAUAGGAGGGUACACAAACUCUUUGCAGCGUGGUGCUGAGAUUUGGAUUUCCCAUGGAUUAAAAACUACGAGAAUAAGAAACGGAGGACCACCGGACUAUUUCGGGUCACGACGGGGGAUUGAUUUUUGAAACUAUCACUGAGGCAGAUUAAAUAUUUAUGGACUGGGGGCUAUAUCUCGGAAGAAAAUGAACAGCGGCAACGUAUAUGCAACUCGUAAGCGGCGAAAGCCUGUACAGAAAACAGCAAAAUCUGUACCCACAGAGGGAGUGAAGUCUAAUCCAUCUAAGAGGCACCGUGACCGUCUGAAUGCAGAACUGGAACAUUUGGCUAGCUUGCUACCUUUUCAGGAAGAUGUUAUUUCCAAACUUGACAAACUUUCAGUUUUGCGGCUUAGUGCCUGUUACCUAAGGGCAAAAGCAUUUUUCAGUGUUGCACUAAAGUCUUCCAGUUGCAAAAAGCCAGAUGGAAGUGGCAUUCACAGUAACUGCGUAACUGCACAGUCUGGAGUGGAAGUCCCAGAAGGAGAAUUCUUAUUGCAGGCCCUGAAUGGUUUUGUUCUUGUGGUAACAGCUGAAGGCUUGGUGUUCUAUGCUUCUCCUACAGUUCAGGAUUAUCUUGGGUUCCAUCAGUCUGAUGUCCUCCACCAGAGUGUCUUUGACCUCAUCCAUACAGAAGAUAGAGAUGAAUUUCAACGUCAGCUUCACUGGGCAUUAAAUCCUCAUCAGCCAUCUAAUUCAGGACAUGCUCAUGGAGACAGUGUCUUUCCAAUGGAAAUAACGUAUUAUAAACCAGACCAACUUCCUCCAGAGAAUGCAGUAUUUUUGGAAAGGAACUUUAUCUGCAGAUUAAGAUGCCUUUUGGACAAUUCCUCAGGUUUUUUGGCAAUGAAUUUCCAAGGAAGGCUGAAGUUCCUACAUGCUCAGAACAAAAAGGACAAGGAUGGUACUCUGCUGCCCCCUCAGCUGGCUUUGUUUGCAAUUGCAUCUCCACUGCAGUCACCAUCCAUCUUGGAGAUUCGAACCAAGAACCUUAUCUUCAGAACCAAGCACAAGCUGGACUUCACACCCACAGGCUGUGAUUCCAAAGGACAGGUAGUUUUGGGAUACUCUGAAAUUGAGCUUUGUAUGCGAGGAUCAGGAUAUCAGUUCAUCCAUGCAGCAGAUAUGCUUUAUUGUGCUGAGAACCACAUCCGAAUGAUGAAGACGGGAGAAAGUGGAAUGACUGUUUUCAGACUCCUUGCCAAAGGAAACAGAUGGAUGUGGGUUCAAGCUAAUGCACGUUUAGUCUAUAAGAAUGGAAGACCUGAUUAUAUUAUUGCUACACAGAGGCCUCUUGUAGAUGAUGAAGGAGCAGAAACAUUAAGGAAACGAAAGCUGAAGUUACCUUUUAAUUUUGCAACUGGUGAAGCUGUUCUUUAUGAAGCAAGUUAUUCUCUGAUUGACGUGAUUGAUUCCAUGAUGAUAAAAGAAGGAAGCAGUGCUGGCAAGAAAGGUACUUUCAAGAAGCAGGAAGCUGUGGAUUCAGAGUCUCUGCUUGGUUCAAUCUUAAAGCAAGAUGAGUCUGUUUAUGUCUGUUCUCCAGCACCAAAUACAUUUUCUUUUGAAAGAAACCUCUUCAGCGAGACUGAUCUUAUGUCUGAUGAGUGGCAAGGCAGUGCUUUACUUGCAGGAAAUAGUAGUGGUUUGCACAAUGGACAGGCACAGCAGAAUGUCUUGGACUCAAAUGAUAACACUCUUGACUCUGGUAAAAACAGUGAGCUACACAACAUUAUGAAUCAUCUGGGAAUAACUGUAGAAGAUAUUGAGAGCAUUCGUCAGGAUGAGUUCUUCAAUGCUGAAUGGGAUUACCUUGACAACAUUGCAGAAAUAGAUGUGGCAAAUGAAAUUCUGUCUUAUGUACAGGAAUCUUUGAAUAACAGGUCAGACUGCAUGUUUUCUAGUACUUCUUCCCAGAAUUCAGUGGAUCAAAGUUCCAGACUUGCAGCACAGCAGCAGCAGCAGCAAGUACUAUGCCAGAAAAUGGGACACAUGCAAGUCAAUGGAUUGGUUGCAGAAUGGAGUUCUGUUAAUGGAACAGCAGCAGUUAGCCAACAUCAACCACAGCAGUUAGACUGCACAGGACUAAGCAGCAGUGUGCAUGAAUCUCUGUACCAAACCAAAGGCAGUGCGGCAUCUUCUGCCCAUACUCAGGACUUUGUGGGCUACCAGCUACCAGCUACUGUACAGGCAUAUCCACCUAACCUUACAUACACAGACAUUCCUAGUGGUUUGAAUGCAACUACCUUUCUCAUGCCUGAUGAAGUAGAGACGUAUCUUAGUUGUCUGCAACAGAGCACUACAAAUACAGCAUGUGGAACAAGCACACAGCCAACUAUGGUGUUUCCACAGGCAUCUUAUUCUGGUGCCUUGUCAACAUAUCCAUACUUGCCUGAAAACCAGCCAUUCUCCACAAACUUGGAGCAAUUUAAUCCCAUGGAGAGUGGACAAGAAGCUUUUCUUUCCCAGUUCCAAAGUGCCUGCAGUUCUGGAAAUUUAGGUGAGACCUACACUGGUCAAGCUGAUGUGACCUAUUCACAGACUCCAACAGAAACCCAUCGUCAUCAUUAUCCAUCAGAGCAUGGACUUUACUCGGAAUUUGCAUCAAAGGGGUUUAUCUAGAUGCAGAGGCUUUAUUUUAUCAUUGAUGUGUCUCUGACAAUUUGCUGCUUUCUGAAGGAUGACUUUAUUAUGUUUGUUUUAGAGUGACAGAAUAGCUUUAAAAGCUGGAGGAAGAAGAUGAAACAUAUAAGGCAAUUUGCACUGUGUGAAAUUUUUGAUCCAAAGUCUAAAGUUCCCACUACAGGGAACAGUGGUUUUAAUUUUAGUUUUUAAUUCUUGUUAAUUCUUGCACUUAAAGUGCUUCUGUAUGUUACUAUGGUAUGUUACAGUAAGAUGGAUGUUUAUUUUAAUUGGAACAUGAAAACAGAUCCUUCCAUUCUCACAGAUUUAAUAGCACUUAUUUCUGUGGCAUUUGUGACAUGAAUUUAGGCAAAGGAUUUUUUAGUGAUUAUCAAGAGUAAAGACUGAACACUACUAAAGAUAAAAUUUAGUGGCAACUGUGUGUGGUUAAAGGUGUAGAAUUUUAUUUCCAGUGGAUUUUCAGGCAUGGUGCAAAACAAUCCACUGUAGUUACUGAACACCUUUUUAUUUUAUCUGUAGAUUAAAACAAUGCAGUAUUAAUUACAAGACUACCUUAAUAAACCAGUAGCACUGUAAAUGCACCAGCUGUUUUAGGGGUAAUAUUUUAACAUUAUUCAUCUUUCUUAAUCCUGGAUGUAUGUUAAACAAUAUUCUUUGGACUGUUCAGAAACUGAAAUGUGUUUGUGCAACCAUACAUAGCAAAAGAACGUAUAAUUUGUAUGAUUUAUGAUCCUUUAUAAGUGCUGUUUCACUAAUGUGUUUCAGCAAAGUUGAUUUAAUGUAGCAGCACUUUUUACCAAAGUGGGAUUUUAUCCUGUACCUUCUUAGCAGAUUAGACUAAGGAUGUCCUAAUAUUAUGCAGUAUGUUUUUCUUGUGAAUUAGGAAGUACAAAUUAUUCAACGCUGAAGCAUAACAUUUUGUUCUUUGCAUUGCACUGUUGCAAUCAUUUUAAUUUCCAUGUGAAAUUCUGUGCCUUCUCUUAUGAAAAACAUUUGCUCUCGGUGUCCUUGAGUGUAGAGUAAUUAGCCACUGUAUGCAGCAGUGAAAACAAAAUGUUAUAAAGUAAUAUGUUACAUUUUCAUGUACAGAGUAAAAUAUUUAAAUAUAUGGCAAGAAUUUGUGAGUGGGAAGGUCUUUACAGUAUUUCAGCAAGACAGUUUUGAGGAACUAGUUUUAGUAAGAGCUCUUAAAUGAAUUGCGGAUUUCAUUUGGAAGCACUAUUUAUUACUGAGGUAAGGUAUACUAGUUUUAGUCAUACCUGUUAUAUUGCACUCUUAAAAGUCAAGAAAUAUGAAAUGCAGCUCAUUGGUUUAAUUACGAAAGACAAAAUAUUUAGUGUGAUAUUGAAAUAGGACUUUCAAACAAAUUAAUUGAUGUCUUAUUAUGUGAGUUCUGUGGAGUGUAUUGAUCAAUUAAUUGACGUGUGUUGAUUUAUAUACAAAGGUAAUAUGAUGUUGUAGUCCAUUUUAUUCUAACAUUGUUAGAAUUGUAACACCAUUCUUAUACAAACUGGUAUUUUAAAUUACUGAUUUUGUAUUUGUUUAAAUUGAAUAUUGUAGAAUAUACUUGUAUAAUUUAUAUGUAAGCAACAACAUUGAUAUCCUAUGUAAAUAAGAUUUCAUUAAAGCACAGUCUUAUUUUUUUUUUUCUGUUAUGCAGGUAGACAUUUAUCAACUGUGUAAUAAUUUAAAUUUACAAAUUAUUAUUAAUGUAAUGGAAAUUUCUGUCAUUCUUUGGUCGAAGCAUCAAUGGGAAAUAUUUUGAAUGGCUGUCAUACAGAGUACAAUGAUCACUUAAUGGUAUGCUGGAAACAUUCUCAACCAUUUUCAAAACAGACAAGCCAUGCACAUUUGUAGUUUAUUUAUUUGAGUUUACAAUAGGGUCUAAUCUCUUAAGAGAUGUAAAAUUAAAUUUUCUACAUCUUUUUGCUUCCUUUAUAAUUCUGGAGUGCAGACUGUCAGCUGUUACUCUGAAAUAUAGUAACAAUGUUCCAUCAGGUUCCCUGUCUCUUAGUGCAUAGGUUACUUCAAACAUGACAAGUGACUGUUCACAAAUCUGCAGUGGGUUUGUCUGUUCAGUCUACAUGUUUUAUUAUAUGCAGUCAUAGUUCAGUUGAAGGUAAAAUUAUUAAUUGAGUAUCCACAUUAACAAAUAGGCCAUAUACAGUGUUUAAGAAACAGACCAAGGAAGUUAUAAUAAACUGUUAUUUUUGGUAAGAUUAAUAUUCAUUUAUAUGGAUUAAAGCACUUACGAUGUUACUUCUUAUUAAAUAACAAAUUGUUAAGAAGUGAACAUUAUAGGCUGUGGAGUUUAAAAGCUACUAUAGAACAGCAGACAGACAUGCAUAUCUACAUUGAAAACUGACGCUUUUACACCAGUAUCAUUCUAAUUAACAAGUAGAGUAGUGCUUAUUUUUGGUGGCUGAAAACACUGACUAAUAAACAAACAAAACAAAAAAAAAAGCUUUUACAGUCUUAAAUAUUUUGAAGUAGGAGAGAGCUGCAGGGUACUUACAUUUCAGCAGCAUGGAUACUGCACGUAACAAAGAAUAUUAUACUAUGAUUUGAAGAGAAAAAUUUUAAAAAUUACAACUUGAAAAUGUCAUAGUUAACUUUUCAAAAGUACUUUUAUAGAGCAAAUCAAUGCCGUGUUUGUAUUACUUUAAGAGUAGUACUUCAUUACUUAAAGAAAUCAGACUGCUUAAGACUACACAUUGUAAAAGUCCCAAAUGAGAAUUGUUAUAAUGCUUGAUAUUUUCUGCACUUUUGUCUUCCAUUUCACAGCAGACCACUGGCAUACAUUAAUUCCAUGGUAAUUAGUGGCCUGUUGCAUGUUAUUAAUUACUUAUCAUUGAAGAUCACAUGUCUUUUGUUUAUUAUUUAUUUAUUUAUUUUUUGAUGAUUGUGCCGGGUAAGUGGACUUACCUAAGAAUUAUUAAUUUCAGACACGACACAGUCAUUUAGCAGAAGAAAAAUAACAUAGUGACAAGUGAUAGCAUGUAUACAUAUCACAAUUGUCAACAUAAAAGAGACUAUAUUGUCUAUAAAAAUCACCUGUGUGAGUAAAUAAAACAACUGGCAGUAUUACAAAUUGCUAUCAGUGUCUAAACCUGUUGACCCAGCAUGUCUAAUUUUGAGUUGAACCUAAGUGAGUCAUUCCUGUGUAAACAAAUAGGAAAACAGUUUUUUUGAUGAUUGGUUUCAUUGUGUCAGUUUUGUUGAAGAUGCUGUGUCAAUGUAUUUAUAUGGACUGUGAGGUCAUGUGACUUGUAAGGAGAAAAGGUGGAAAAGUUACAGAAAAAAAUCUUUUAUGUUUACUAUAAGGUUGUGCAACCUCAGAAUUAGUGUUAUUUAGAGAUAAAUUCCCUUGUAGACAUAUAUUCUAAAAUUAUAUUUUUGUUUAACUGUCUGAAGUUCUGUUAAAACUACUUGAUUUAUUAAUUGUUUGACUAUAUGAUUAUUUACACUUCUUCAGGUAUCAACAAAUCAAGAUCUAAUGAAUCAUCAUGGGUUAAAAUACAAUGCUUUGUGCAAUAUUUGUAGGACUUUUAAAAGUUAAUUUUGAGAUAUAAUAUUAUAAAAAACUUCCUUUUGCUGUAAAUGAGUGACCUGCUUUAAGGUAGUGCUUCUUCUUAACUAUUAAAAUUUAUUUUCUUAUUAUCUUUUAAAAGACCAGGCACUAGCAUACAGCAACAUAUUGUAACAUAAAUGUUGACAGGACUGCAGGUGUGUAAUUAUUACUGAUGUUACCGCUACAGUAUGUAGAUGUGUGCUAAUGGGUUGCAUGGGUGUGUGGCAUCCUGUUAUGGAUUUUUUUAGUAGUACAUCCUGAAUUGAAGUAUCGUGUUGUGCAGAUGUCUAUUAAGACUCAAGUAGGGAAGGAUAUUGUUGCAUGGAUAUAUAUAUUAGGUCAUGUUGGAUAUGGGCAAGAGCAUACUUUGCAGCAUCUCACUUGUACUAUAUAUGUAGUACAAAUGUACGGAUAAUUUUUGGUUGUUCACUAGUGAGGUAGAUUACAGUUUAUGUUAUUUCAAAAUAGUAGACUAAUACACCUCUCCUAACUUUCCAUUUUGAGAACAUAGUUAACGCAGGCUCUACUUAAUUUAGAAUAUUCUUUAAAAGCCAUUGCUAUACAGUAAGCCUUUAGCAUACUGCCAUUUCAAAAUAUUAUUUUAGCAGGAGCCUGACUGCAUUUUUUUAUUCCAUGCAGACCACUAAAAAAGCACAAAAGUUACAUAAACAUCACUUUUUCAGUGCUUAUGUUUUUUAAUGUGCAUCACCUCAAGUGAAAUAAAGAUGUUUGGUAUCAAACCCCCCCCCCCGAGAUACAGGCAUAAUGCUAAAAAUUAUAGGAUAUUUAAAAAACUGGCAUUUCCACCUUUUCACAAAUGCUACGUAUAUUACUUAUAAAAAAAGAAAGGCCAUCCUAAUUUUUCAUAUUUUAAAUAUUAAAAAUAUUUAUGCUUUGUAAUUUGGAAAAGCUAUUUAAACUAGAAUAAACUUAUCAGAAAAUAUAAUUUUUAAGUAUGCCUAAGUUAAUCUGCUAGACAUAUGGAGUUCUGCUUGCUUGAGUAAAUAUUAUGAUCCAGAGUUGUAAUGACAAUGGAAAUAAUUUUGAUGCAAAGUGAUCAGUACUGUUUGCGUAAAUGUUAAGUGUAGAAAUCAACUAUUCUUAUUAGCACAUUUGACUGUAGUGCAGAAAGUUGUUAUUUCCACCUAUUUAAUACAUAGUUAAGAGCAUUUCCCAAAUCUUAUUCUAUAGUUACCUUGUGUGCCACCCAAAUUCAUUUGCAUUCUUUUUUUAGGCAGCACAGUAUUGCCAUGUUACUGCCAUGGAUUUUAAGCAGGGUAUUACGCUGAUGACCGCCAUGCCAAAGAGCAUACCAGUGCUAACCUCACCAUAUGCAAUCAGAUGAUUUCAUGUCUUUUGGCCCUAAAGCAGUUGCUGCAUGUACUGAAUCAAAAGUGUUUUUUUCUCAUGUAAAUUUGUAAAGAUAAAAUGAUUGAGGAAAACAUGUACAGAGUUGAAGAAAAAUACCAAAUUAUUAUAAGUAGUGUUGUCAAUAAUUUACUUUUAAACACUGAAAUAAAAGGCUCAAAGGGAUGAUGUAUUAUAUUUAUUCUGGAAAAUAAAAUAGCACUAUCAUGUUAUAGACAAUCAAAUGUGCUAAUGCCAAAUGCAUUUUUACUCAAAUACCUAAGUGCCAAGCCUUCAGUACUUACAGUGUUCUGUUUAACUGAAUGCAUUUUUUGUACUGUAUAGAUUGAAACAUUUAUAACUGUUUUUGCAGUAGCUAAUGAUAAAUAGAACACAUUCAAGUAGUUACAUACAAGUGUACAACUUUAUUUUAGCGUUGCUCAUUGUUUGUCUUUCUAUGUUGAUCAUGUUGAUCUGUUUUAAAGCAUGGCCUAGAGUCAAACAGUAUUACGAUGUUUUAUUUUUCUUUAAAGUAAGUUUUUCGCUUUCAGUGAAGUUAAUUUUGUCUUGUAGAAUGUUUUGUUUGCACUUACAUUUGCUAUUUUCAUAAUACACUGUACCUGUCAGAUCCAGUGUAUAGUUUUCAGUACUUUGCUUCUAGUGAAAUUUGUAAAGCAUUAUAAUAAAAUCGUCACUGAAUAUAA